CAACAUUUUACCAUAAAUCGCAGCUUGUUUCACAAUCGAAGCGAAAGGGAGGAAGAAGAUGAAGCUAAAAUGGGAAUCAAUCUCUACUCUCCACCAAAACGUCUUCCUCGCCAAGGUCCUCGCUGCCAUUUUCAUAACCGGCCUCGCUUUCCGCUUCUACGCCGUCCGCUUCGGCCAAGUGUCGGUGAACGGAAUCUCCGAUCCUCAGAUCUCUCCGCCGUCGUCGGUUAUCAUAUCGGAGAACGAGGAUCUUUUCCCCAUCGAUAUUGAGGUGGAGAAGUGUGAUCUGUUCACGGGGAAAUGGAUCAGAGACCCUUUGGGACCAAUCUAUACGAAUGGCUCGUGUGGUGUGGUCGUGGAUAGUCACCAGAAUUGCAUAACCAAUGGCCGUCCUGACUCUGGUUUUCUCUACUGGAAAUGGAAGCCUAACGACUGCUCCUUGCCUCGCUUCGACCCUCUUAGGUUUCUCCACCUUAUGUCCAACAAGUCUUGGGCUUUCAUUGGUGACUCCAUUUCCCGUAACCAUGUCGAGUCUUUGCUUUGCAUCCUCUCCACUGUUGAGAGACCUGUUGAAGUGUACCACGACGAGGAAUACAGAUCAAAGCGUUGGGUUUUUCCUUCUUACAACAUGACAGUCUCCAACAUUUGGUCACCGUUUCUCGUUCAAGCCGCCAUUUUCGAGGACUCAAGGGGUGUCUCAUCAGCUGCAGUCCAGCUUCACCUCGACAGACUCGACAAUACAUGGACUGAUCUGUUUCCGGGCGUCGACUAUGCCAUCAUCUCUUCCGGAGAAUGGUUCUUGAAAACCGCUAUCUACCACGAGAAUGCUACUCCUGUUGGCUGCCAUGGCUGCCCGCAAAGUUCCAACAUAACGGACUUGGGAUUCGACUAUGCUUACAACACGUCCCUGCGCCAUGUCAUGGACUUUGUCGCGAGUUCCAACACUAAAGGCACGAUCUUUUUCCGGACUUCGAUACCUGACCACUUCGAGAACGGUGAAUGGCAUAACGGAGGGACCUGUAAGAAAACAGAGCCCGUGAACGAGGACGAGGUCGAGAUGAAGGUUUUGAACAAGAUAUUGAGAGAUGUAGAGAUUAGUCAGUACCAGAGGGUGGUUACGGAGAUGGGUGAGGAGGCUGGGCGUUUCAAGCUUCUGGAUUUUGCCGGAAUGUUGCUGACCCGACCCGAUGGGCAUCCGGGUCCGUAUCGAGAGUUCAGGCCGUUUGAUAAGGACAAGAACGCAAAGGUACAGAACGAUUGUCUGCAUUGGUGCCUGCCUGGUCCGAUUGAUCACUUAAACGAUGUUAUAUUGGAGAUCAUACUGAAUAGCUGAACCGGGAAAUAACCGGUUUAAUUGUGUUUUAGUCAAUGGCUGAACCAAAAACACCGGUUUGGUCUCAGUCUUGUAAAUUGAUAAAAGUAUAAGAGGUUGGAUCAUAGAGCUCAAUGAAGAAUUUAAAACCCGGUAUAGUUCAGGGAUCAACUCUUGUAAAGUGAGACUGUUCGUGGUUUUCUUGUUAUAUAUCAAAAGUAA
Raphanus sativus (radish) is the source of this 1534-nucleotide messenger RNA. RefSeq names its product protein trichome birefringence-like 23. Gene Ontology annotation, cellular component: Golgi apparatus. The transcript is spliced from 3 exons. The coding region runs from base 59 to 1333 and encodes 424 amino acids. NCBI's taxonomy places the organism in Eukaryota, Viridiplantae, Streptophyta, Magnoliopsida, Brassicales, Brassicaceae. The record is from RefSeq and is a predicted model, not a curated record. Gene Ontology annotation, molecular function: O-acetyltransferase activity.